AUGGAAGUGCUGAAGUCACCCACGAUUUGGGAAUCUGCUAGUCGGCCGCUUUUCGUGCGCUCAAUCUGGUUGGAGGCGCAAAAAACUGGUCGUGCCGGCCCGCAACGUCACUUCAUAUUGGACUACGAACCGGGACAGAGGCGUGUGCAAUCCAAGUCAGCAUUGAGCAGUGGGCGAAAUAAGGUGCAUGCUACACUUCAACAUUCUAAAUCGUAUGAUUUUGUUGGUGAUUGGCAAAAUCAUAACUCGUGCGGGUUCGUGGAAGAUUGCCCAACGGAUUUGUUGCUCAUCGUGCCUGCCAAAGUGGAACCCUUACCCACUGCGACAGCGGCGUCUUCAGUUCAUCCGCAGACACAGCAGUCACAAUUAAAAUUCCCAGCGAAGCCAUUACUGCCGUCAAAUCGCGCCACUCAAAGACGAUCCACUUUUUUCUUUCGAAAUCACGCGCCUCGUCGUGGACCACUUCAUGAACUUUAUGAGCUUUAUUCGCGUCACAGUUCACUACAAGACCUCCAAUCGACACUUUCCCAAGUGAACUCACAUGCAGACGAGCGUUUGGCGGAACGUGUACUAAACUGGCUGGAUUUGGCUGGCAAACGUAUUGAUACCCAUCAAACAAAACCUGUGGAUGUCAUUGAGAUGGUGAAGCGAUCAAAGAAGGUGUCAGCGAAAGUCACACCGUCGCAAGCACCGUCGCAGGUGUCUAGUUCGAUUACUAGCACCAGAAAAACCCACCGGCCAAUAACUACACGGGCACAAUCACUCACACAAAUACAAGCUGUUGCUCCACAGCCAUCUACCGCUGCGUCACGUGGUCGCAAACAUGUACGCUAUGCGAGUGCAAUGCGGGCGGAAGAAACUCCUAUCCACACCACUCAGAUGGUGCAGUCUCGAACCACCGAUCCCGUUAAGCACAUUACAAUAAUUUUCGAUCAUGAAGGUGUGCCGGUGCGUUUCAAUCGUCCCGUGCGCAAUAUUGAUUUAAGUGCCCUGAGCACCAGUCCGGCUACAGUUCGUCGCUUGACUGGAUCACUAUCGUCUGCACGUCUCUACUCUGAGGCGGAGAAGCCUGCAUCCAACCAGCCAGCAAAAACUAAACUACCAAAAUCGCGUCCAUCUACCGAUGUGGAGUAUGGCGCUUAUGGGGCGAAAGCUACCCUUAAGCGGCCACAUGAUGCGGGAAUCUUUGAUGCCAAAAAACAGUUGCACAUCUUUAUGCCGAAUUUGAUGAAGAAGGAUCUGUUAACGGCUGUCGGUGCAAAUGCCAGUGGUUGUGACAGCGUAGAUGAUACCUUAAGUGGGUUGAGCAAUACGUUCAGCGAGUUUUGUAAAAUUUAGUGUA
This is a messenger RNA of Anastrepha ludens (Mexican fruit fly), 1342 nucleotides long. RefSeq lists its product as uncharacterized. The transcript is spliced from 2 exons. Bases 1 to 1338 code for a protein of 445 amino acids. The record is from RefSeq and is a predicted model, not a curated record. Lineage: Eukaryota; Metazoa; Arthropoda; Insecta; Diptera; Tephritidae.